GGGAAUCAAAUCAGAAGUCAAAAGCAAUGUUCAAACAAAACAGCACAGACAGAUUUUGUUUCACCAACAGACUGUUGGUUAAGUAUUUAUAUUUUAUUGUUUUUCCUGUUUGUAAUAGAAAUUGACAUGAACAAUGCUAUGAAGUGAUUAAUAUUUUGUUUGUAUUUAGAUGUGAUUGGAUCAGUGUUUAAGUAUGUAACCGGUUGCCUACCAAUAAAAUUGCCUGUGGCUGUGGCUAACCUAAAAAGUUUUUGAUUACAAAGUAAGUAGGUAUGUUGAAUCAGAUAUAUUUCUGAUUUUUAAACUAUUUAAUAUAAUUUAAAAAGCCGUUAUCAUGAAGAAGUAUUCCUGUCGCGUAAAGAGUGAGUGUAAACCCCAUUAACAGUUUUUGUUACUUUUCAUUAUUCAAUUUGCUCAUUACUUAUUUGAAAAUGGAUGUUGAACUAUUAAGACCGGGUACAGUUCCAAUGUCCAAAGACACUCUCUUGUGGUUUGAUUUUUUGUUGGAUCCUACUCGUGGUGGACUCAUUGAAAAACAUUUAAGCAAGUCGAAUCCAGACCCCCCGGGGUCUGACCUUAUAAUAAAAUUUUUAACUAUUCAAGAUGCCCCAAAGGAAGCAGAAACUUCAACGCUGAAUGGUCCACUGGCAGAAAAUGUAUUGACUGCAAGCAUGAAGCCUCGAACUCCAGAUGAUAGAACUCUAAAAAUGAGCAAUAAAGGUUUGUCACUGAAGAUUCUUGCUUUAAAAAUAUUUGCCUUUUUCAAUUGGGAUUUAGAAAUGGUAGAACAAAAACUCCCUCUUCCAUUGCAGUUGACGCUAAUAAAUGACUUACUUAAACUAGCAAACGUUCCUUCUUGGACUCACUUAUGUAUUGAUUAUAGUACUCAGCCUGACCAUAUUCUUUUUGCUGUUUCACUCUAUCAUCGUUGGGCAUUACGAGCAAUCUAUGCUUCAGGACAGACAAAUAAGCAGACUAGAAACAUGGCUCUACAUAACCCUCAAGAUUCCCAGCAUGUCAAUGAGGAAAUACUCGCAAGAUUGGAAGAAGAAUCUGAAAAAACUGUAAAAAUUAUGGGACUUAUUGUUGAAGCUGCAAAUUCUCGUGGACCUUCAUUAUUAAUACCAAACUCUCAAGCUUUUGUUCCUUUAUCUGAAGAUGAUGGAGAUUUGAACAUUGAUUGGAGUGGUGCGUCUAAAAAGAUAUCUAUAAAUGAGUUUCAAUGUCAGCUCCUCUUUGAUGUUGCCGUUUAUCAGUUCUUCUAUGAAUCCUAUACAAUUGCAGGACAAAAUUUUCUAACUUGUCGCAAUCGUUUUGUUGAUUGGAAAGCUGAAUGUGAGAAGUCAGGUGCCAGUCCAGUAUUCUGUCAAGUAGACGAAAAAGUUCUUGAAGGCUAUGUUUCCGCCAGUCGCCCACUCCAUCUGCAAGCCCCAUCAUUGACAUUGUUACAACAAUUCCUUGUGUCUUGUCGUGACAAUUACACAAAACUUUUAGACUUCCUAGAAGAAGAUAACAGGAGGAGGGAAAUUCCUCAGUUGUACCGUGACUGUCUCGAGCUAGAAAUAGCUGCUGGUCUCUCAAGUGGAACUCUGACAGCUACUCGCGACUUGCUAAUUCGCAUUCAAACCCUGAAUGUUGUCAGAAGAGUUCUAGACUCAACACCAACAAACUAUGACUUCUUGAGUAAGUUGAAACAAGCAAGAAAAGCGGAAAAAAUAUUAGUCUGGGCUCUUCAAAAGACUUUUGACUUACCGGAGGAAGAUCUCAACAAGCUGCGCUGUUUCAUGAAUGAUCUUAUUCUAGCCUGUGAUGAAACACUUGCAGAAAGCAUUUGUGAUGAGCCAAAACUUCAGCAUUUGAUUAGUAAUGAUCUAAAAUGUCACGUAAAGGGUUCAACCUCGUUACCAGUAGCAAUGAAGGGUGAAGGUCGUGGUCUUGACUCUCUUAGGAGCACAUUAAGAGAACGUUAUAAUCCCCAAUUGGAGGCAUUCACGCUUGAAUGGGAUAUUCUACGUACCACUGAUCCACUGAAACUCAAGGAACUAAUUUGUGCUGCUGUUCAGACGCAACAGACAAGAAGCAGCUCUUCAAUUUUCUCAAGACUUGAUCAAACAUGGGAUUUACCACAAUCACUCCACUCUGCUCUCAUGAACUUAGGUCCUAGUUUUCUUCAACAGUUUCUGUAUAUUUCUUUGGCAAAAGUGAAGCAGCUUGAGCGUGAAAAAGAGUUCAGGGAUGCAAGAGAGUUGUUGAAUGCUGUAUCAGAAGAAAUGAAUUGUGGGAUUAGUGCUUUUCAUCUAAGGCAGCUCAUAAAUUGGGAAAUGCUCUUCCUGAACAUCAAGCAAUUCCACAGUCAAUGGCCCUCAUUAGACAUUAAUCGUCGUGAACUGCACAGCCAUUGCAUUAUGAUUGUUCAGUCAACCAACAGUAACGAGAACAAUGCACAUUUGGAAAUUAUUGAAGCAGCUGCAAUCACACUACUUAAUCUUGCAGAUUGGGAAGCAUUAACAUCAAGAGCAUUUAUAGAUCCAUCAAGUCCAUCUUGUCAGUUGAUAACAGCAAUGGCAUUUGCAUGUCAGGAUAUGAUCAAAUUCAAAGGCAAUAAGAAGGUGACUAGAGAUGCAUGGGAUUUGGUUGUUCCAGCUUUUUUGAAUCAAGGGUCUAGUGGAAAACGUGGGAAUAUAGCCAAUCUAGCUCAUGGGCAGACCAGCUCCAACAGUAAUGGAGUAACUCUUUCAGUUGUAACUCAAGUCUUGGCAGAUCUAAGAGAUGUAACUGCGCUGACAAUCGCUAUCUCUUUGUUAUCUAGAAUACAUAACUUACUAAGGGACGAUCAGUAUGGACUGGAACUGGAUGCUGAUCAUACUGGUAUGUGGCCUGGGGUUAUGAACAACAGAAACAGUUACAAUAUCAAAAUUGUUACCGAAGUACUUUCACAAACACUCACUCAAGCAAUAUCUUUCUAUCCGACCAGUGUAACAUUGUUGAAGCUUUUUGGUGACCUGUACUAUGUGAUGCAACAUUAUGCUUCUUGCUUGAAAUACUAUUUAAUGGCAGCCGUACACAACACCGACUAUUUCACCAAGCCCCUCACACUUGAAGAAAAUGUUUUCAGGCGUAUGACUCGAUGCUGCACUCAUCUUCAGUGCUUUGCUCAAGCUGGUAUCCUGUGUCAAUUCACUGAGGACGUCGAAUACAAUUUGGCUUAUAAGUAUCUUUCGGAACAAGUGUCUUGGGAUGCUAUGGAUUCUUACUACAACUGCAUUUGGGAUAUCAACAUUUUGGAAUAUCUAGUCCACCUUCAUCAUAAACGCGGCGAAGCUCACAGGAAGCAGAAAGCUGUCAAGGUGAUUGGAUUGCUGGAGUUGAAUGCCAACAACAAUGAGGAGAUCAGGCGUGAGGCUGCCAAUAUAAGAAAAGCCAGGUUCAUGCGCCAAAUGGUUGCUCAGUAUGUUGGUCUCUGCGCACUUGCCAACACCAAGCAAUCCGGCCGCUCUGCAUCUGACGACAAUUAAGUGCAUUUUUGACAGUAACUCGGGUUUUUGUUCUUGUAAAUAGAAGCAUCUCAUUUAAUUAAUCAUGAUAUGCUAUCACAUAGUACAGAGCGUUCCAAAUUAUUGGAAAAUAUCAUUUUCAUAAUUAACAAACUGAAAAUUU
Nilaparvata lugens (brown planthopper) is the source of this 3657-nucleotide messenger RNA. It is a transcript of the gene IntS8, whose product is annotated as integrator complex subunit 8. Gene Ontology annotation, biological process: snRNA 3'-end processing. The transcript has a single exon. Gene Ontology annotation, cellular component: integrator complex. Lineage: Eukaryota; Metazoa; Arthropoda; Insecta; Hemiptera; Delphacidae. Bases 432 to 3515 code for a protein of 1027 amino acids. The record is from RefSeq and is a predicted model, not a curated record.